CCCAUUCAUUCUCACCACAUCCUUCAAUACUCACUUUCUUUUACUGUAAAUCAAAAAAACUUUGAUCGUCCAUUUAUUUUUUCUCAGUUUUCUUCUCCAAAAAUGGCUAUCAGAAAAUCAAGCAAGCUGUCACAAACAACAGUUCUAAAACAGAUCGUAAAGCGGUGCUCGAGCUUGGGGAAGAAACAAGGGUACGACGAAGAAGGGCUUCCUCUCGACGUGCCAAAAGGUCACUUUGCAGUGUACGUUGGACACAACAGAACUAGAUAUAUCGUUCCCAUAUCGUUCUUGACAAGACCUGAAUUUCAAAUUCUUCUCCAACGUGCAGAAGAAGAAUUCGGGUUUUAUCAUGACAUGGGACUUACCAUUCCUUGUGAAGAAGAUGCUUUUGAGUCUCUUACCUCAAUGCUUAGAUGAGGAUAUACAUGAAGCUGCUUUUGCUUCUGUAUUUUUUAAUUAAUUUUUGUUUUUAUGAAGGAUUUUUUUAGGACGUUCACUUGAAGCAGACGAGUUAAAUUGGGUUUAUAUAUUUAAAGUUAGAAUAGGUUUGAUUUUGCAUCGUAGUGAUGAUUCCACGUUGUAAGUCUUAACUUGUAUUAUGUCCUACGAAUUUGCAAAUAUGAAAUAAUUUUUGGAAAUU
Messenger RNA from Olea europaea var. sylvestris, 640 nucleotides. Its product is annotated as auxin-responsive protein SAUR50-like. The record is from RefSeq and is a predicted model, not a curated record. Gene Ontology annotation, biological process: response to auxin. Bases 103 to 417 code for a protein of 104 amino acids. Lineage: Eukaryota; Viridiplantae; Streptophyta; Magnoliopsida; Lamiales; Oleaceae. The transcript has a single exon.